GGAAGCCGGAGCUGGAGCCGGGCUCAGCCGUCUCCGAGCCCAUCCCCCCGCGCGGGGGACGUCCCGGGGCCGCCCCUCGAGCCGCUUCCCACCGCGCUCUGACCCAAGAGGCCCCCGCACCGCGAGUCGGCGCCGGGAGUGCCCCUGAGGCUCUCAGCUGCUGGGGUCCACCGGAGGCUGCACCAUGAAUGACCGAAACGGCCGGAGGAGGUCAGUGAAGAAGGGCAGUGAGGCCUUCGAGAUUUCCAUCCCGUUCGAUGAGACGCCCCACCUGGACCCACAGAUCUUUUACAGUCUGAGCCCUUCUCGGGGAAACUUCGAGGAGCCUCCGGAGGCUGCGUCCCCGACUGUGGCCCUGAUGAACGGUGUCAGGGCCCAGUUGCACAUGGCCCUGGAGAGGAACUCAUGGCUGCAGAAGCGCAUUGAGGAUCUGGAGGAGGAGAGGGACUUCUUGCGGUGUCAGCUGGACAAGUUCAUCUCCUCUGCCCGCAUGGAUGCAGAGGACCACGGCCGGGUGAAGCCUGGGCCCCGGCGGGUUGAGGGGGAUGGCCGAGGUGGGGCUGGGGGCGAGGCCUCAGACCUGGAGUCGGCCGCCUCCUCGCUCAGCGGGGCAUCUGAAGAAGGCAGUAACGUGGAGAGGAAGAGGCAGAAGCAGAAAGGAGGCACUGGGCGGCGGCGCUUCGGGAAGCCCAAGGCCCGGGAGAGGCAGCGGGUGAAGGACGCCGACGGUGUGCUUUGCCGCUACAAGAAGAUCCUGGGCACCUUCCAGAAGCUGAAGAGCAUGUCUCGGGCCUUCGAGCAUCACCGAGUGGACCGCAACACGGUGGCGCUGACCACGCCCAUUGCGGAGCUGCUCAUCGUGGCCCCAGAGAAGCUGGCGGAGGUGGGCGAGUUCGAUCCCUCCAAGGAGCGUCUACUGGAGUACUCGCGCCGCUGCUUCCUGGCCCUGGACGAUGAAACCCUCAAGAAGGUGCAGGCCCUCAAGAAGAGCAAGCUGCUGCUGCCCAUCACGUACCGCUUCAAGCGGUGAUCCCGCCCCGCCCGGCCCGGGACACGCCCUCAGUCCCUGCUUCCCUCAUCCCCGGCCCCCCGGCACCUGGCGUGUGCGUGAGCGGUGGACCCCCCUCCCCACGAGGCGACGGGGGUGGGGGGGUGGCCUGCUUCUGCGCGUGCCUCUCUCCACCCCUCCCCAGGUCCCCCGGGUACAGAUGUGCCCCCUGGCCGCCCACACUCCUAGCGUCCUCCCCGUCGUCCGCAUUCCUUGGGUUGGGGCGGGCCGUACUUAGCCUCGCUCCCGAGAACCAUUUUCCAGGGGCCGGUUUCCGCCCUUCCCUAAACAACGACCCUCCCUCCCACCCGAGCGGCACGGUCCCGCCCCCACCGGGCCCUCCCUCCCGGGGACACUGCGGGGCUGCGGGGCGAAGGCACUGCCGCCACACCGCGUCGCCGCCCCAGCCCUGGGGAGAGGGGCCCCACCUGCCCGCCCUGCAGGGGCUCCCCACCCGCGUUCCGGGACCGCCCGGAGUCCACGUGAC
Hippopotamus amphibius kiboko is the source of this 1535-nucleotide messenger RNA. It is a transcript of the gene CCDC106, whose product is annotated as coiled-coil domain containing 106. Lineage: Eukaryota; Metazoa; Chordata; Mammalia; Artiodactyla; Hippopotamidae. Bases 185 to 1030 code for a protein of 281 amino acids. Gene Ontology annotation, cellular component: nucleoplasm. The record is from RefSeq and is a predicted model, not a curated record. The transcript has 6 exons.